Molecule: messenger RNA, 573 nt
Organism: Perkinsus marinus ATCC 50983
Lineage: Eukaryota; Perkinsozoa; Perkinsida; Perkinsidae
Exons: 4
Coding region: 1-573 (190 amino acids)
Molecular function (GO): protein binding
Source: RefSeq, a predicted model, not a curated record
AUGGAAGAGUUCACCAUAGGACUACGGGAUGGUGGUGCUCCUUCCUUGCUCGCCAAUCUCAGUGAAUCAGAGAUUGCGGAUGUCUAUGAUACGUACAAGUAUGCCUGUAGUGAUGAUACCGAUAAAGUGAUGGAACUCUUGAGAACAAAGGAAUGGUGUAGGGCUGCGGUUGAUCAUAAGCAUCCACCACAAGGGAAUACACUAUUACACGUGGCAGCAGAAGAAUCUAAUACAGAGCUAGUUAGACUGCUACUCGAAGAGGCCCAUGCUAGCCCUUUUACGACCAAUGAUUUUGGACUAGAGCCUAGCUCUAUGGCUGGUCCCAACACUGAUGUAAAGAGCAACGAGCGAGUGACCAACAGUCAACUCGACGACUUGAGCGCCGUCACGUUAAGCAUCCUUGUUAUCAUGGAGAGCUCCCUCAUUCGAGCUGCCCAUCAUGUAUCUUCGACGUUCUGGGGAGCUCCCCAGCAAGGUAAUAUACCACUAUCUCCCCGAUUGAUCGUCAUACUAUUAACAAAAGACAUAUUGUACUCACAGAAGCUCUCCUCCGACGCUGGUGGCCAGAAAUAA